This is a messenger RNA of Pseudogymnoascus verrucosus, 2755 nucleotides long. RefSeq lists its product as uncharacterized. The transcript has 3 exons. Lineage: Eukaryota; Fungi; Ascomycota; Leotiomycetes; Thelebolales; Thelebolaceae. Bases 9 to 1289 code for a protein of 426 amino acids. The record is from RefSeq and is a predicted model, not a curated record.
CAUAAAAUAUGAAGCUCCCUUGGAAAUGGUGUACUCCGUUCUUAUUGCGAUUGCUUGCUCUGUCCCAAGAGACGAUUGGAGCUUCGGCAUCAGCAUUCAGUAACCUUGGGUCUGUGCACCUGGUGGGCGGGUUUUAUGUCGGUCUCGCCGCUAGCCCCUCCAAUGUCUUGGCGGGAUCAUACUCUCAGCCUCGUCCCCACGUGAGCCUCGACGGCACAACGUUUGUACAACUCUCCAGCCACGAGCUGUCACUGCCUAUCAUGCCUUUACAUUUAUUAGGCAAGAAAUCGUGGAAUGUCUACAAUGCCGAUAAUAUCGAGAAGGUCAAGCGCGACGAGGCUAUCGCGCAGGCAAAAGAAGAGGCCGAGGAGCAGCGCAUGCAAGAGAUCGAUGCCGCACGCCGAAUAGCCAUACUACGCGGCGAAACCCCGCCCCCGCUAGAGAUCGAUGAAGCGCACGAUGAAUCCGGGCGAGAGCCAAGAGAGCGUGGUCCAGCCAGGGAAAAGAAGAAGAGGAAGCGGGCGGGAGAAGAUGACACGGAUUUUGAGAUGAGGGUGGCGAAGGAGCAGAAGAUAUCAGCGAGCGAGGAUACACAGAUUGUUCUGAGGAAACCGACUACUGAGGCACCCCUACUGGAUGAGUCGGGGCACAUAGAUCUCUUCCCUUCUGAGCGCCCAAAAGCGCCCAAGGACGACACGAAGAAGCUCCAAGCGGAGAAGGAGCUAGCGAAGAGGAAGAAAGAGUACGCUGAUAACUACACGGUCAAAUUCUCUGAUGCGGCUGGGUUUAAGAAGGGGUUAGAGAGCCCGUGGUAUUCCUCUGGUAAGGCGGGCCUUGCUGUCGAUGAGCCACUCGAGGUGCCCAGCAAAGAUGUUUGGGGUAAUGAGGAUCCAAGGAGGAAAGAGAGGGAAGCUACGAGGAUUGUAUCAAACGAUCCAUUGGCUGCCAUGAGGCAGGGAGCAGCGAAGGUUAGGCAGGUGGCGAAGGAGAGGAAACAGUGGCAGGAGGAGCGGGAAAAGGAGAUGUUGGAGAUGGAGAAGGCUAGUUCGAGGAGGAAGGCUCGCGACGACCCGGAUGAUGAACUUGAGGGGUUUUCUCUGGAUAGAUCGGAGGAUAAAUCGAAGAGCCGACAUCGCGAGGAUCGGAAGUCCAGCCAUAGUGAGUCGAGGAGGCGGUCACAUCGGGAUAGGAGCCGAGAUCGAGAGAGGAGUCGAGAGAGGCGGAGACAUAGGCACAGACACAGGAGUAGUGAUAGGGACAGAGACAGGGCUGAUCGCCACCGUCACUAAUGAAUAAUUGGAUAACGAAUACAUACAUGAUACCCCACUACACCGCCGUCCACUCACGGCCGGUUGGGCCUAACGAAGAUCAAGUAGUGGUGGGGAGUAAGGGUGUGGGAAGUCCAGCCUGUUGUCUGUAUCCUGCGCAAAGUUCACUCACCUCAAAAGCAUGGAUACAUCCACAUCUUCCACAUACGACCAUAUAUUCAAGAGAAUUGGGCAUCCCGUCCACGUAUACUAUAACUGGCAUUCGCAGCGACUGUACGACGUACGAUGACUUGUGACAUAUGCGCAGGGUCUUGAUGUGUUGGAGGACAAAAAGGAGGCGGGAAGGGAGGAAGGUAUUUUGGUCGGAAGAUAGGCGGGGAGCACCGUCAGCUGUAAAGCUUGAUUUCACACAACAUAUAUACUUAUUGCAGAAGAUUUGAAGAAUUAUCUGUUCUAUUAGGAAGAAUGCGGAUGACAAAUUCCAAAGUCUCUCGAGGUAGAUUGAUCAUCGCUGAGCCUGAAUCUGCACGGCAGCAGCCAAAAAGAUCGCCAGAUUGCCAGAUUCAGAUCGCCAGGAAGAGCCAAAAUGUGUUCAGAAAGGUGCGGGACAAAUGAUCUAGCGUGCCUGAUUGGUCUAGCACAAUCGGCUGGGUCGAAAGUCGAGUGAUUCAGGCAAACUUCGCAACUCCAACUCCCCGUGGGCAGAAUUUCGUUUCGCUAAUCGAUCUGAUCUUUUCGUCGACGUCAUUCUAAAACCGUCGACCUAAUCUACAAGUUUCCCCACAGAAAUGCCGGUUUGGUUGUGUUACUACUAAUGCCCAUCUCCACUUCUCCCUUCGCCCUGCAUACAACAUAAAUCGAACCAACCAGCGCACUACCCCUGAAAUGGCAGUGGCGUCCGGGUGAUUGGCUCUAGCGUCGUUCUAGUGACUGACUGACGCCCUGUUACCCGAAAGGAAACAACCACAUCAUUCACACACCACUUGACCGGGGGGUGCGGUUCCCCCUUCCGGAAUGAGCAUAAAUUCAGAAUUGGGAUGGAUUGGAUGGAGGUUGGAUUUGGCGCGGCCGCGGCGGGGCGGGGUUAUGCUGUAAGCUUGCAUGUAUGGACUUUGCACAAUUUUAAAAUUUUGUGCGGAUGGGGAUUAUGAGAUGAGGCUGCUGUAAGGGAUUGGACUGACCUGGGUGGGUGCUGUGGUAGUGGUGAUGAUGGUGACAUGAUCUUCCUUCGCAAUACGGCAGUAGUUGAAGACGGUUCAUUCCACAUGGUAACAUUACUACGGUAGCUGCGAAAGGAAAUCGAGCAGAUCGAGAUGUUGUUAUGACGGAGGCUCAGUCAGGCCCGUCUAGAUUGAUGUUAACGAUGGGACUUCCCGAUGCCAGAGGUGAUAGCGCCAAGAGCUGAAUGCCAGUACGGUACCCAAGACCGAGUGUCAGUGCCAUCGAUAACUUGUGUCACGUCACAGCAGUUGAGUUCUAAAGACCAU